Messenger RNA from Cimex lectularius (bed bug), 697 nucleotides. It is a transcript of the gene RpL36A, whose product is annotated as 60S ribosomal protein L44. The record is from RefSeq and is a predicted model, not a curated record. Gene Ontology annotation, cellular component: cytosolic large ribosomal subunit; ribosome. Gene Ontology annotation, biological process: translation. Gene Ontology annotation, molecular function: structural constituent of ribosome. The transcript is spliced from 4 exons. Bases 315 to 629 code for a protein of 104 amino acids. Lineage: Eukaryota; Metazoa; Arthropoda; Insecta; Hemiptera; Cimicidae.
UUCGGAUUUUAACAAUAUAAAGUAUGCUAUCGAAUUUUGAACUGUGGUAUCACAAGAUAACGUCGCCCAUUACAUUUAAAAUCGUUAUUUCUGUUUAUAUAUUUUUUUCAUACAAGAAAUUUACACAGUUUUUAAACUAAAAAACUGAAAAAUUCAUAUAAAAAAAUAAUAAUAGGAGAUAAGUAUUUUCGUUCGAUAUUAACAAGGUUAUAUUCGAUCUGUAGAUCUGAAAACAUUAUACAGAAGGCUGUAGAAGCCUACAGUUGAUCUCUCAGGCUGAACCUUCUUCCAACGUUGUUAAGCACAGGCCAGCGAUGGUUAACGUUCCAAAACAGAGGCGUACUUUCUGCAAGAAGUGCAAAGUGCACAAGCUUCAUAAGGUGACCCAGUACAAGAAGUCGAAGGAAAGGCACGCCUCCCAGGGUAGGAGGAGAUACGACCGUAAACAACAGGGAUACGGUGGUCAGACAAAGCCGAUUUUCAGAAAAAAGGCUAAAACCACUAAGAAAAUUGUGCUGAGAAUGGAAUGCACAGAAUGCAAAUACCGCAAGCAAGUUCCGCUCAAGAGGUGUAAGCAUUUUGAAUUGGGUGGUGACAAAAAGAGGAAGGGCCAAAUGAUUCAGUUUUAGGAAAUUAUCUUUACAAUUUAUGUGUAUAUAAAUUUGGCUGAAUACAACUCUUUUAACAAUUUUUAAAA